Messenger RNA from Penaeus indicus, 1309 nucleotides. RefSeq names its product endonuclease III-like protein 1. The transcript has 6 exons. Gene Ontology annotation, biological process: nucleotide-excision repair; base-excision repair, AP site formation; base-excision repair. The record is from RefSeq and is a predicted model, not a curated record. NCBI's taxonomy places the organism in Eukaryota, Metazoa, Arthropoda, Malacostraca, Decapoda, Penaeidae. Gene Ontology annotation, molecular function: DNA binding; oxidized pyrimidine nucleobase lesion DNA N-glycosylase activity; DNA-(apurinic or apyrimidinic site) endonuclease activity. Bases 28 to 1161 code for a protein of 377 amino acids. Gene Ontology annotation, cellular component: nucleus.
AGCCAUUCGGACAAGUGCUAGUAAACAAUGCUAGCACGUGGUCUCCGCCUCGGUCGACCAGCAUCACGUCUCCUCUGUUAUAAAAUGAAUCAGAGUGAAUAUUUCCAGAACGUGUCGCCGAGGAAGACACGUUCAAAGAAUAAGAAUGGAUCUUUAGGUUCAAAAUCCGAAGUUUCUUGCGAAGACAACCCGACUGUCAUCAACGGCGUGAAGAUAAAGAUUGAAGAGGAAAAAGUUCCACUGUCAAGGAAGCUUUCACGAAAAAAACAUGUCAGCGUCAAGUAUGAAGACUCGUCAGUUGGAGGGCUCUUGACUUCAGUGAAAAAGGAAGAGGAGGAUCAUUCUUUUCCACAAGAACAUUUACUAGACACCGAAAGCAAGUCGUUAAAACCAGGACAGCCAGGUUGGGAACCUCCUAAUUGGCGAGAGGUUUUAGAAAAUAUCAGGAAAAUGAGAUCAGCUCGAGAUGCGCCUGUUGAUAACAUGGGAGCAGAAAAGUGCAUGGAUGAACAAGCAACACCAGAGGUUCGGAGGUUACAUGUGUUAAUAUCUCUGAUGCUGAGCAGUCAGACAAAGGAUGAAGUGACACAUGCUGCCAUGGAGAAGCUACGUGCACAUGGCCUCACUGUGGACAAUGUCUUAGCUACAGAUGAUGCAACUUUAGGCCAACUCAUCUAUCCUGUGGGAUUCUGGAAGAAAAAAGUUACAUACAUUAAGAAAACAUGUGAAAUAUUGAAGAGAGAUUAUGCUGGUGACAUUCCACCCACUUUGGAGCUAAUGUGUAAACUGCCAGGUGUGGGCCCCAAGAUGGCCCACCUCUGCAUGGAUAUCGGAUGGGGUAAACUCACCGGAAUUGGGGUGGAUACUCAUGUGCAUCGCAUUAGCAACCGGCUAGGAUGGACUGGUAAAAACACAAAGACACCAGAAGACACUCGGAAAGCACUAGAAUCAUGGAUGCCAGAAGAAAUAUGGAGUGAAACAAACCUCCUCAUGGUAGGCUUUGGUCAACAGCAGUGUCUUCCUGUUGGCCCAAAAUGCUAUGACUGCUUAAAUGUCAAUCUCUGUCCCUUUGGGAGGAACCCUUCAAACAGGUCAGCAAGAAAACGCUCGCCAUCAAAAUCACCACGGAAGAAUGUGGCAAAGACUAUUAAGACUGAGUAGAAAGAUUUGCAUGUGAAGCAGUGAUCUAUCUUCCUCUAAUUAGAUUUAUUUUUUUUGUAUGGUAGCCUAGUUUAUGAAGUGCAUACUUCAAUAAUUUAACCCAACUGAUUUUUUUUUUAACUUACUGAUUUUUUUAAAAUAUGACUUU